UUUCACCCUCCCACUCUUGCCAAGGGGAGAGUCAUUUCACCCUCUUGACCGGUCCCAACAUGGGCGGGAAGAGCACCUAUAUCCGGGGCCUCGGGUGCCUGUGCGUGAUGGCUCAGAUUGGGUCCUACGUGCCCGUCGAUGCCAUGGAGCUGCCCGUUGUGGACGCCGUGUUGGCGCGGGUUGGGGCAGGAGACGCAGCACAGCGGGGUGUCAGCACCUUCAUGGCCGAAAUGCUGGAGGCCUCCACGAUUCUUCAGGUCACAAGGGAGAGAGGAGGGGGGAGAAGGGAGUAG
Messenger RNA from Nannochloropsis gaditana CCMP526, 293 nucleotides. Its product is annotated as dna mismatch repair protein msh2. The transcript has 2 exons. Gene Ontology annotation, molecular function: ATP-dependent DNA damage sensor activity; mismatched DNA binding; ATP binding. Gene Ontology annotation, biological process: mismatch repair; mitotic recombination. The coding region runs from base 60 to 293 and encodes 77 amino acids. Gene Ontology annotation, cellular component: MutSalpha complex; nucleus. The record is from RefSeq and is a predicted model, not a curated record.